This is a messenger RNA of Somion occarium, 1422 nucleotides long. The record is from the annotation of a GenBank genome assembly. NCBI's taxonomy places the organism in Eukaryota, Fungi, Basidiomycota, Agaricomycetes, Polyporales, Cerrenaceae.
AGGCCCUGUGAUCUUUCGGAACACGAGAUGCACUUUCGACUGCUUUACUGACCAAUGGAAUCCAUAUGGGUAUACCACUUCCAGCUGCAUUUCCCGCUGAUACAGGAGACUUUGUCCGCAUCAUAAGAUUCGCUUACGGAUUACAGACACCUUGGUCACGUUCAUAUAUGCUGACGCCGUCACGAAAGUGCUAUUUGAAGUGUCUUAUUUAUCAAUAUCUGUUCAACACCAUUGCUGAGGUAUCCAGCGACACUUUCAAGCCCACAUUUUGACACAUACACGACGCAAUGCCCACAGUUACUUCUGGCAAGGUACUCGUUACCGGUGCCAAUGGAUACGUAGCCACAUGGAUCAUCAAGACUCUCUUGGAGAAGGGUUACUCUGUACGCGGUGCAGUUCGCUCUGAAGCCAAGGGAGCCCAUACCCGAAACCUAUUUGCGUCUUAUGGUGACAAGUUUGAACUAUGCGUUGUCGAGGAUAUCACCAAAGAUGGAGCGUUUGAUGACGCCGUUAAAGACGUCGAUGCUAUUGAACACGUCGCCUCUCCCGUCACGUUGAGUGCUGUCGAUCCCAAUGAAUUGAUCAAGCCUGCCGUUGAAGGCACUCGAGGAAUACUUCAGAGCGCUCUACGACACGGUACACGGGUGAAGCGGUUCGUUAUGACAUCGUCCACAUCUGCCGUGAAGGAGAUUGGGGUUCCCGGUCGUCAUGUAUACUCUGAGACGAAUUGGAACUGGAAAGCUGUUCGGGAGGUAAACGAGAAGGGUGCUUCUGCUGAUCAAAUGGAGAAGUACUGUGCAAGCAAGACCCUCGCGGAACGUUUCGCCUGGGACUUUUACGAGGAAAAGAAGGAGAGUGGGAUACCGUUUGAUAUUGUCACGGUUAUCCCGCCUUAUAUUUUCGGUCCUUGGCUCCAUGAAAUCAAGGAUCCUUCUGUCUUGAACGUGCCUAACAAUAUGUUUUAUGAUGACGUUAUCCAAGGCAAGGCCGACAACGAAACACUGGCCAACUUUGGCUAUCAGUGGGUCGACGUUCGCGACCUUGCUCUUGCACAUGUCCUUUCGCUGGAGAACGAAGAGGCAGGAGGGAAGCGACUUCUCAUUAGUGCGGGAAAUUUCAAGUUGCAAGAUCUAGUGAAUUCUGCUCGACGUUUCUCAGAUGAGAUUCCAUUGGGCAAUACUUCAUACAGGAAGGAAGCUGCGGAACAUCUGGCUACCUUGGAUACCUCUAAGACCGUAGCCAUCCUUCCCCAGCUCCAUUAUCGCGAUCUCGAGGAUACCACGCUGGCCAUCUUAGAAUGUUGCGAAAAGAAUGGAUGGUGGUCACGCUGAACUUAGGCUAGAUAGGCAGGAUACCAAUGCAACUGCAGUCGCUUCUGACCUGAUCCUGAAGGUUGAUUUUCAAUACAAAUCAUCUGUGCGC